Messenger RNA from Medioppia subpectinata, 483 nucleotides. The record is from the annotation of a GenBank genome assembly. Lineage: Eukaryota; Metazoa; Arthropoda; Arachnida; Sarcoptiformes; Oppiidae.
UUGGUCGACAAGUCCUUCAAUCAGGACUUCAGACUCGUGUUUGUUGUUUGCGAGACACUCCUAGAGGACACUCUUCUCUAUUCGUUAUCUCACACCCGAGAAUUGUCUAAAAAAAAACGUCGAUUAGAGAAGAAGAAGAACUAUAUCUUAGAUAAGAAUAUGAAACUAAUUAUUUCGAUAAUUUGUUUAAUAUUAUCGUUUGAAACGAUACGAACUCAAGCCGUACCGCCGAGUGCUCCACAUAUUAAUACCGAUUGUGGGCAGAACUCGACGUUCAAGCGGUGUCUGACCCGAUGUCCGGUCACGUGUAGUAAUUACUCGAACCCACCGAAGGGUUGUGUUAGGAAUUGUGCGAUCGGUUGUGAGUGUCAUCAGGGGUUCAUUAAAGUAGAUAAGGGGGCCUACAGUCAGUGCGUCCGCCCCUUCGAGUGCGCACUGUAUGGCAAAAAACCCGCAAUUUUGGCCAAAAAUACUACUAUUUUA